CGCCUGAGGCCUGGUCUGUGUCUGUGAGGCGGGAAGGAAGAGAACGGAGAGGCCGAGAGAGAGAGAGGACAUGAGAGUUCUCUGGAGCCACCCCUGCCGUGAUGGGAAACGAACCAGCUUCUAGUCGAUAUUAAGGCAUUUGGAAACCAAAGUGCAGGAAGGAAACCAGUCCUCAAGGAAAAAGGAUUCCUCUCAAGGGGCUGAUCCUGCAGAAUUCCUACAUUCACUUUGGAUUCUAGAGUAGAACCAUAGAGUCGGAAGAGACUGCAUGAGGCACCCAGUCCAGGCCUCUGCCGUGCAGGAAAAGUGCAAAGUACCCCUGACUGAUGAGCAUCUGACCUCUGUUUAAAAGAUUCCAGAGGAGCCUCCACUACAUUUUGAGGCAGAGAGUUUCACUGCUGAACAGCUCUAACAGUCAGGAAGUUCUUAAUGUUCAGGAAGAAUCCACUUUCCUGUAAUUUGCGUAAUUAUGUAAUUUGCGUAAAGAUGCAAGGGAAAAACGAGAAUCAAGUGUCCUUAUUAGAAUUAAAUAUACAUAACACUGCUGACAUGGAGAAGAAAGCAUAUAAAUGUAUCGAAUGUGGAAAGAGCUUUAGUCAGCAUGGAAAGCUGAAGACACAUCAAAGGACUCACACUGGGGAGAAACCCUAUAACUGCCUGGAGUGUGGACAGAGCUUUACUCAGAAGGGAAACUUAAAUACACAUCAAAGGACUCACACUGGGGAGAAACCCUAUAACUGCCUGGAGUGUGGACAGAGCUUUACUCAGAAGGGACACUUACAUUCACAUCAAAGGACUCACACUGGGGAGAAACCCUAUAAAUGCCUGGAGUGUGGACAGAGCUUUGCUUGUAGUUCAGGACUACGUUCACAUCAAAGGACUCACACUGGGGAGAAAUCCUAUAACUGCCUGGAGUGUGGACAGAGCUUCGCUCACAGUUCAGCUUUACAGAGACAUCAAAGGACUCACACUGGGGAGAAACCCUAUGAAUGCCUGGAGUGUGGACAGAGCUUCGCUCAUAGUUCAGCUCUACGUUCCCAUCAAAGGACUCACACUGGGGAGAAACCCUAUGAAUGCCUGGAGUGUGGACAGAGCUUUGCUUGUAGUUCAGCUCUACGUAGACAUCAAAGGAUUCACACUGGGGAGAAACCCUAUGAAUGCCUGGAGUGUGGACAGACCUUCGCUCAGAUUUCAACUUUACAUUCACAUCAAAGAACUCACACUGGGGAGAAACCCUUUAAAUGCCUGGAGUGUGGACAGAGCUGCACUCACAGUUCAGACUUACGUUCACAUCAAAGGACUCACACUGGGGAGAAACCCUAUGAAUGCCUGGAGUGUGGACAGAGCUUUGCUCGUAGUUCAGGACUACGUUCACAUCAAAGGACUCACACUGGGGAGAAACCCUAUAUAUGCCUGGAGUGUGGACAGAGCUUCGCUCAGAUUUCAACUUUACAUUCACAUCAAAGGACUCACACUGGGGAGAAACCCUUUAAAUGCCUGGAGUGUGGACAGAGCUGCACUCACAGUUCAGACUUACGUUCACAUCAAAGGACUCACACUGGGGAGAAACCCUAUGAAUGCCUGGAGUGUGGACAGAGCUUUGCUCGUAGUUCAGGACUACGUUCACAUCAAAGGACUCACACUGGGGAGAAACCCUAUAUAUGCCUGGAGUGUGGACAGAGCUUCGCUCAUAGUUCAGCUUUACAUAGACAUCAAAGGACUCACACUGGGGAGAAACCCUAUAUAUGCCUGGAGUGUGGACAGAGCUUUGCUCGGAGGGGAAACCUAAAUUCACAUCAAAGGACUCACAUUGGGGAGAAACCGUAGAAAUGCCUGGAAUGUGGACAGAGAUUUUCACGGAAUGACAUUAGACAUAAACAUCAUGGAAUUCACCCUGGAGAGAAUGGUGUUAAUUGACCCCAGGGUGUCAUUCAAACAUGUACAAAAGCAACGCUUGCAAAUUUUGGAAAUGCGAGCUCAAAGUUGGGACUUUUCUUGCACUGGCAAGAGUAUGGAAAGGAAAGAGAACUCCAACAAUAGAAGAAUGUAUUUUAAAAGUACUUGACAUUAUACAAAUGGACAAUCUAACGCAAAAUAUAAGAGAUUGGAAAAAUAAAACGGACUGGACAAACUUUACAGAAUUUAUGAGAAAAAGAAAACUGUACAUUGAUAUAGAUCUGUCUUACAUAUAAAGAACUUACUAACAAAGGAGGAUUGAAAUAAACAAACAGGAAAAAUCAGGAAAGUGAAAGAACAUUCUCCAAAGCACAGAUG
This is a messenger RNA of Anolis carolinensis (green anole), 2274 nucleotides long. RefSeq names its product zinc finger protein 135-like. NCBI's taxonomy places the organism in Eukaryota, Metazoa, Chordata, Lepidosauria, Squamata, Anolidae. The transcript is spliced from 2 exons. The record is from RefSeq and is a predicted model, not a curated record. The coding region runs from base 430 to 1827 and encodes 465 amino acids.